UAUAAAAGUGUCAGGCGUGGUUAGAUUCCUUUCAAAUGCAGAGGUUUUCUUUCACUAGACGUGGAUAACCAAUCGAGUCUAAGUCAACUCACAAGUAGUUGGAAUGGAUUGUCCCAGUGAGGAGGAAGAAUUUGCAGAUGCUAGUGAAUACAUUGAAGAUGAACAACAAACAUUUACUGCAGGAGCACAUGCUGUUAAGUCAUAUCAAAAUGAAGAUGUUUCCAUGUUACAAGAUAUCCAUUCACCAAAUGCAAUCUCAGUACAGCUUAUUGGGACCAGUUCUGUUACUCUUGCUUGGGAUAGUCCAGACAACAUAACUACAUUUGAGCUGACCUACUACAGUCUCACAUCUACAAAGACCACUACUAUCACACAUUCCUCAACCAUAGAGGUGGAAGAUCUGUGUCCAGGGACUGAGUAUACUUUCAGCCUUGUUUCUGUAUCAGACAGUGGAGAAUGCAGUGUGGAGGUUAAAGCGACUGCAUGCACCAGGCCACUCCCACCUGAAAACUUCAAGGUUGAGAGUGUGGGCACCAAUUCAGUUUCUCUUAUUUGGGAUGCAUCUGGCAGUGAGGAGAGCAGUUUUCAUGUUGCUUGCAGCCAGAAUGGAAGAAUGUUUCAGGAGAAGAUGACAAAUUCAAGAACUAUGGAUUUCUGUGACCUAAGUCCUGGAAAGAAGUACUGUUUUAACAUUACCAAAGUGCUUCCAAAUGGCAACAGAAGUAAAGAAGCAGUCACAUAUGCUCAAACCAAAACAAACAUCCAAAGCCUUUUACAAGAAUUGGGUUUGGAGAAGUACUACCCAAAUAAACUCUCCCUCAAUGAUGUUCUACAGAUUGAGAAGAGGUCAGUGACAGAUGAGCCAGCCCAGUCCCUAUCAUCCUUACCAUGGCUGUUUCUAAAGAAACUGAUGAUGGUGAAUGUGACUGCAAGAAGUGUCAAAUGUUCAUCUGAUGAGAGUGAAGAUUUGUCAAGCUUAGAUUUUAACAAUGAAUCAUUUGAUUUUCUGAAUGAUCAGUACAACAGUGUAAAUCCUUUAGACAUAGUGUCCGCCCUUUUCCUUUGUUCAGAUGGUUUCCUCCAACAGGAAAUGGUCUCAAAAAUGUCAAUGUGUCAGUUCUCUGUGCCUUUGCUUCUUCCAAACAGUGACACUCACCAGUGCAUGUUAAUGCUUUGGGCCAUGAGAGAUAUUGUGAAGAAAUGUAGACCUCAUUAUUUGUCAGACCCAAGAGGCUUUGUGGAGGAGAGAAUUGUUCACUUUGAGCUCCCCCUAGUUUCUUUUGUUAGACUUGGUGACUGCAGCAUUUCUAAAUCUCAGAUCUUAAACAAAUUGCUUAGCAACCCCCAGCAGUAUCAUGACACCUUUGUACAUCGAGAUAUGGAUUGUGGAGACAUUCCAAGAAAGAUAUCAAAUGGGUUAGUGGAGAUGAGUUGGUAUCUACCUUGUGGAAACAAAAACAUUGAUGUUUUUCCUGAACCCGUGGCUGUCGCAAACUUGAGAGGCGACAUCAGUACCUUUGAAACACAGUACACCUUCCUAUGCCAGACCUCCACUGCCGUUUUUGUGUUCUUUGACAAUCUGGACACAAACUACAAGUUACUCACCAACCAACAUGCUAAAGCACAGUUUUUUUUAGUAGGCAAUGUACAAAACAAAGCAUUUGAUUUCGAUCAGUUGAAAAGGACAGCUUCUGAAAUGAGUCUGAAGAAAAACAACAUAAUUCUGAAAACCAAUCAAAAUGAUGCAAAUUUUGUUAAAAAUCUGCAUUCUUCAGUAAAUCUCAUAAUUAAUAAUCAUUCCAACAAAGCACGUCUGGAGGGAAUGGACAGCAUAGCACAUGAACUCGGAAUUUUAGUUGAUGAAGACAUCCAGGAAUGUCAGAAUGCUAAAGAUAAUGCACAUGCCUUGACGGAAAAUAUAAAGGACACACUGCAGUUCAAACAGACACAGCUUCCCCUUCAGGGUAAAAUCUGGAAAGAUUUGGCAAAACUGGAGAAAGAGGAAUGCAGACUCCGGAAAGCUGGUGAUCAAAACAUAGAAGCAUACAAGAGUGAUCUCCAGAUCAAAAAGACUGAACUCAGGAAACAGCAGAGUAAAUAUGAUAUCUCAAAUGCCAUGUCUUGCUUUGUUAGUGCACUAUCAAGUUCAAAUCAGGAGAGAUCCUACUUCUUAAAGUGGAUGCGGAUGAACCUUGAUAAUAUCUCCCGAAAAAACCUCUCUAGCCUCAGAGAACUGUACAAAGAAAAGUGUCAACAAUUUUUAGAAAACAAAGAGGAAAUUGCACGGCUUGACCAACAGAUCUCUAACAGUUCUUUAGGAGUAGAGCACUUCCUGCGUGAAAUGGGACAACUCUAUGAAGCUGCAGUGUCGCUUCCAGAAAACAUACAAUCACGUAAACAAAUGCUCCACUUACCCCGGCUAUGUGCUCAGCUGAUGUUAGAUGGUUUCCCUCUGGAACUGGUUGAUGGAGAUGCAUCAAAUAUUCCUCUCAGAUGGGUUAGUGAUGUGCUUAUGUAUUUGAACUCUUUGGUGCAGCCCAAUAAUAAAAUCAUAGUGGUCACAGUUUUGGGAGUCCAGAGUACAGGGAAGUCCACCUUGCUGAACACCAUGUUUGGAGUACAGUUCGCAGUCAGCAGUGGACGAUGCACUAGAGGAGCUUUUAUGCAGCUGAUCAAAGUCACAAAGGACAUCAAGAGAAAUCUUGGUUGUGAUUAUUUAGUGAUAAUUGACACCGAAGGUUUGAAAUCUCCUGAGCUGGCAAAACUAGAUGAUAGUCAUGAACAUGACAAUGAAUUAGCCACACUUGUUGUUGGUUUGAGUGAUAUUACAAUUAUCAAUAUUGCAAUGGAGAAUUCCACAGAGAUGAAGGAUAUUUUGCAGAUUGUGGUCCAUGCUUUCCUUAGAAUGAAGGAAAUAGGUAAAAAACCCAAGUGUCAGUUUGUCCACCAAAAUGUUGCUGAUGUAUCAGCCCAUGACAAGAACAUGAGAGAUCGAAAACUUCUGCUGGAGCAGCUGAAUGAGAUGACAGAGGCAGCAGCUAAAAUGGAGAACAAGGAAGAGUAUAAAAUGUUUACAGAUGUGAUGGAGUAUGAUCCAGAGACUUGCAAUUGGUAUAUUCCUGGACUGUGGCAUGGAAAUCCUCCAAUGGCACCAGUGAAUGCUGGCUACUCCGAGUCAGUCUAUGACCUUAAAAAGAACAUGAUUGAUGUAAUUGGAGAAUGCAAACUCAAAACAUCUGGAAACAACAUAACAGAAUUUUUGGAUUGGACAAAAAGCUUGUGGAAUGCAGUCAAAUAUGAAAAUUUCAUAUUUAGCUUCAGGAAUAGCUUGGUUGCUGAUGCAUACAUGAGACUGUGUGCAGAAUUUCAUAAAUGGGAGUGGUCUUUCAAGAAGCAUAUGCACUCUUGGUUAACAGAGGCUGAAACUACUGUGUCAAAUUUUGAGAUGAUGAAACUAAAAUCAGACAAGUCAGACAUGCAAAAUCUUCUGUGCAGACUGAAACAAGAAGCUGUCACAAAGCUUGACUCAUUGGAAAAGAAAACAAUGGAAAACCUUUCCAAAUACUUUGAACAAACAGAGGGUCAUGUCUAUCUAGUGGAAAAGUUUAAAGAAGAUUUUGUGAGCAGUGUAAAAUCUCUCAGGAGGGAAACUGAGAGCUCUCUCCUGACUCACCUUGAGGCAACAGUGGAAAUCAGAAAAGGAAUGGAUAAACUUGAUUAUAUCAAGAAAACAUUCACUGAUACAAUGGAGAAAAAAGUGUUGGGUUUACUGGAGGAGUUACGCAAAAAUUCUUCAAUGAGAAAAAUAGAGAAGUCUGAUGUAGAGCUUAACAAUAUUUUUGAAAAGAUUUGGGAACAAACAGUCAGUGAAUUGUCAGUUUGUGGUUUCUCCCGAAAAAACAUAUUUGAUAGCAUUUUCAAGCAACUAAGAAAUAAUCUGAAACAGAAAGGAGGUUUUUUUGCAGAGCAAUUAAAUCAAGUGAAACCAGAGAACUGUGGCAGAGAGCCCUUCAAAGUAACCACAGAAACCUUUUUCAAAAAAGUGAAGCGUUACCUUUUUCAAGACGAUGCUCUAAGUCUACAGGAUAUGGCCGAUAAUAUAAUUCAGGAAUGUGGUAAUUUAAUUCAAGACAAGGCUGAGAGACAUUCAGAUUACCAUGACACCUUUAUUCAGGACAUCCUAAACAUAAUUGAUGAAAGACUGACAUCUCACAAAAAGAUGGGAUUUUCAGACAAAUUUGAACUGUCUCUAAAACUGCACAUUUGUGGGAUGUCUGCAAGAGAAUUUCAACGCAUGCAUGAUCAUUACAUUAAGGAGAAUGACCCACAAAGAUGCAUUUGUAAGGUUAAAGACAAAUAUCGCAAUGAUUUCAAAGACCUGUUCCAUGAUCGUGAUCAGUGUCAGAGAAAGGCUGAACAAUUCACUACACUGUGCUUAAAGCCUGCAGUUGAAUCAUUCAUCUACAGUUCCUUGGGUCCAGACAUCAUUGAUGCAAUGCUUCAAGGUAAACAUGCAUUCCAGUUCAGCACUCGUGCAUUUUUCCAGUACUCACUUUUGAAGCAACUUCUCAAUGAAGAUAACUUUGAAAACUAUGUAAAAUUCAUUUGCUCAUAUGAAGGUUUUGUGAAGUGUUGGAUAUUAGAUCAAAUUACUGAGCAAUUGUCACAUGGGGAGGCAUUGUUUGAGAUCGAGGAACGUCAUCUCAGACUGGCCAAAAUGGAAAUACUUGAGGCAAUCAAAACUGCUCAAAAUGAGACAAAGGAAAAUGAUGUCAAAAAAUUCAUUCAUUCCAUUUGUAGAAAGCUUGGAAAAAGACUUGUAAUUCCCAAAGAUGCACUUGAAACAGUGAUGGUUCUCAAUAAUGCAUCUCAAGAACCAUUUGCUUGCAGUCUAAACAAGUCUGUAGAAGAGCUGGAAAAGACACUUAAGAAACAGUUGAAGAAAGUCAACAUACAAGGCAAACUUUCCAAACUCAAAAUGAAACCCCAGGAUGAGCUGUUCAAGCGAGUGUUUGGAUGUGGGAAACAGUGUCCAUUCUGCAGAGCUCCGUGUGAGGCUGGUGGAGAAGCCCACUCUGAACACUGUGCUUCAGUUCACAGACCUCAGGGACUUGGUCGUUACAGAUAUGUCAAGAAUGAACAAUUAGUGACUAGUAUCUGUUCAACAAAUGUACACAGUGAAGUACAGUUCAGGUGUUUACAGACUAAUAAUGAGUACCAUCCUUACAAAAGAUACAGGGAAAUCUUUCCUGAUUGGCACAUACCUGCUGAUCCUAGCAUUCAGGCUUCAGAUUACUGGAAAUAUGUGAUGGUUAGGUUCAACAAUCAAUUUGCUAAACAUUAUAAUGCACUUCCUGCUGAUAUACCUUUGACCUGGGAAUAUAUAACGAAACAGCAAGCAGAGGACAGCCUAAAAGAAUCUUUUAGCAUAAAAUAAAUUAUUUUCUUUCACAGUGAUUUGGCAGCACCCCCUCCUCUCAGCCUACAAAUCAUGUUCCAUCAUAGGAUUUAUUAACAGCUACUUUUCGUCCUGUGCAAAAAUGUUAUUUAUUGUUUGCAAAUGGUUUUAGCUGACUUACAAUAACAGUAACUAACAAUAUUGCUUGUGCUUACAAAAGAAAAUCUAUUUAGUGAGAAUAAUUUAACUAGGUGAAAGAAUAAGAAAUGUUUCAAACUGACAAACAACAUCAAAUGUUUUAAAAAGCAACAUUUAGUGGAAAAAUAUUUCAUCUAUUAAUGGGAAACGGUUAAGUUUUGAAUAUUUGUUUUUUGAUUACUUCUUAAAAGGGUAUUUUCCGGGUUGUUGUAAAAUAUAAUAUACUUUUAAUCAUGUAUUUUAUUUUAAUAUUCUAUGCCUUGUGGGAAAUAUAUGCCUAUACUAGAUAAAUACUUUUGUGUUAAUUGAAAACAUAAUACAUUUAAUAAUCCUAAAAAUAAAAUAAUUGUUUAAACAUUGAAGGUACAGUAUUUAUACUGAUGUUGUUUCUGACUACUGUGUGUAAUCAAUUAAAUGAAGCUGCUCUUUGGAAUAAAGUGCUUUCAAACAAAUAAAUGCAAUUAUG
This is a messenger RNA of Carassius auratus (goldfish), 6062 nucleotides long. RefSeq names its product interferon-induced very large GTPase 1-like. Gene Ontology annotation, molecular function: protein binding; GTP binding; GTPase activity. The coding region runs from base 104 to 5437 and encodes 1777 amino acids. The transcript has 6 exons. Lineage: Eukaryota; Metazoa; Chordata; Actinopteri; Cypriniformes; Cyprinidae. The record is from RefSeq and is a predicted model, not a curated record.